CGCUAUUUCGAUGAUAAUCGACGAGCCGAUGCUCUUCUUCACUUUCUGUGCGCAUGUUGCUCUGUGUAUGGAACUCAGAAUCUUCGACAAGUUGAUUAUCAGUUUUAUUUAGGAGUUAAUUGAAGUCAAUGUCUUGAAAAUCACAGUUACGAAACCACGCGGACAUGACUUGAUUCCUGGAAACAACAACUUCUUAACAUCAUCUUUUACUUUGCUAUCUUCUUAAACAUGGAACAAAGGAGAAGUAGAAGGGGCAUGUUUAGAAGGAACCAUUGUGGUGCAGCCUGAGAGUGUGAGUGACAAUGAAUUUAAGGGGCCUGAGUUCCAGAAAAAAAGAAAUAGAGGCACCAAUUCAGAUGUUGUACGAUGUACAAGCUGCAGUGAACAACUUAAUCCGGAUAUCAAAAGAUAUGUCCAUGAACAUCCGUCUCUUAAAGUCCUAAUAUGCAGGAGAUGCUAUAACUUCUACACAAGUGGCUGUUUCACAAAAGAUGAAGAUGAUAUCGAUGAACAGUGCCACUGGUGUGGUGAGGGCGGCAAACUCAUUUGCUGUGACUUUUGCUGCAAGGUUUUUUGUCGGGCAUGUAUCAUUCGUAACCUUGGACGUGAAGAACUAUCAGAGAUAUUAAACGCAGAUGAAGACAGUAAAUGGCAGUGUUACAGCUGUAAUUCAUAUCAGCUUGCUGACCUCCAACAGUUGUGUACUAAAGUUCUAUAUGAGAAAAAGAAGAAUUUAUCUAACAGCAAGAGUGUUAAGUCUUCAGAUAAAUCAGUUUUUUUCAGUGUAAAAAAGCACACUGAUGCAAUCGUUGAUGAACUAAAACUUGUGAAGGUGCAGAAGUUCAAACCACAGCACUCCGUUUUUAGAAGUAUGAAGGCAAAUUGUUUGAAAAAAUUUGUUAAGAACUUAAAGGCUGUUCGAAGUUUGACUGAAUCAUUAGAAAAACAGAUUUCUAUUUUUUUAGAAACAAUGUCGGACAAAAGUGAUGAAGAUUCUGAAUCAGAAACCGAAAGAAAGAAGACUAAGAAAAAGACAAAAAGAAAAUUACAAAACGGAAGUUUAAGUGAUUCCAAUUCUGUAAGGAAAAAAGUACCAAAAUCUCCUAGGAAAUUGAAAACAACUCCUUUGUUUGAUGGAAAAGUUUUGUCAAGUGGUGAUGGAGAUAGUUCUAAUGACUCCUUAUUUGAAUUUGAUGUUAAGAAAAGACAAACAUCAGACAAAAUGAACAAAGAAAAAGAAAUUAAGAAAGAGAAGAUUAACAAGGAUAAAAAAGAUAAGAAGGAUGAAAGUUCUGAUGAUUCAUUAAGUAAGGAUAAAGGAUCAGAUAAAAUGAUUAAAGGAAAAGAACUUAAGAAAGAGGAGAAAAGGGAUGUGGCUGAUAGUUCUGAUGAUUUUGAAGUAGGAUUAGAUGUGGAAAAACAAAAACAAAUAAAGGAAAAUAUAAAAGGUAAGAAUGGUAAAAAUAAGAUGAUGAAGGAUGAGGAAGAGAAUGAAGGUUCGGUUGAGGAGUCUGAAGUUUUAAAUAAAGCAGAGAGUUCUUCAAAUGAGGACAAGUCAACAGCAGCAAAGGCUUCAAAAAAUGCGAAUGAUGAUAUUGGCAGUGAAUCAGACUCAGAGUCGGCAGUAGAAAGAUUCAUAGCGAGACUUGCAAAAAAGAAAAGAAAGGCAAAACGAAAUUCAAGCGAAUCAGAAGAAGUAGUUAAAAAACCACUAAAGAAAGAUAAACAACUUAAAAAUAAAAAAAAGGGACCAAAAUCUGAGAAAAAAUUGGAUGACUCAGAUCUGGAUAUUAGUUCCUCUGAUUUGAGUGAUGGCAUGGAAGAAAGAAGAAGGAAAGCUCUUGACAGAAAAGGAAAACUUAAUGGAGAAAGAAAUAGUGAUGGAUCAGACCAAGAAAUUGUUGCCUUAGGAAAUAGUGCAAUGAUGUCUGCUGAUGGCAAUGAAAGUGAAAUAGAUGUUGAGAAGAUUGCUGAGAAGUUGGUGUUGGAAGAGAUGGAAGCUGAACAGGCCAGGGAUGGAGAGGUCUCAUCAAAUAAUGAUAAGGGAGAUGAAAUGGAUGAUGAAUCAGAGAAAGAAAAAAAAGACAAAAAGAAUGUUGAUAAGUCAAAGGAAAGAGAGAAGAAAGAGGAAAGCAAAGGUAGUUCUGAUAAAGAAGGCGAUGAAUCUGAUUCCAACGAUGACAAGAAAAAGAAAAAGUCUGAUGAGAAUAAUAGCAGUAGCGAUGAUGAUGAUGAUGAACCAGAAAAGGGAAAGAAAGACAAAACUGAGGAAGACAAAAGUAGUUCUGAUGAAGAAGAAUCUGAUUCUGAUGCUAGGAAAAAAAAGAAAAAGAAAAAAUCUCAUCGCCUUAUGCAGGUAAAAUUAAAUGAGAGUAGCAACAGUAGUGAGGAGGAUACUGAGAAUAUGAGAGAAAAACGUGCCAGUAGAAGGGCGAAAAUGAUGGAAAGAAAGAGAAAACGGGAAUCCAGUUCACUAUCAGAGUCAGAUGGAAAUAGAAAGAUUGGGAAAAGAAAGAAACUUCACCUUGAAGAGUCACUAAGUAGUUCUGAUGAAAUUGGCAAGAAAAAGAAUACUAAAAGCAAGAAAUCAAAGGGAAAGAACUCCGAUACUAGUGCCUCGCUGGAGAGUGAAAGCUCUGAUGAAGAAGAGGAGGAGGAUGAACAGACGGUUGAAAAAGACGAUGACGAAGAAGAUGAGGAAGAGGAAGAAGUUAAACCAAAGAAAAGAAAAAAGAGAUCAAAGAAGAGAGAUGACAGCUCCCAGACAUCAGGGAAAGAGGAGACUACUAAGAAAAAGAAGAAGAAAAGACGAAGGAGAAUUAAAAUGGCAUCAGAUUCAUCAAAUAAAGAAAGUGAAGAUGAUGAUGACAGAGAUGAAGAGAAGAGUGAAGAACCAGAUACACCAAGCAAGGGCAAAGGUCGUCGCAACAUCCGCAAGGUUAUGAAGGACAGUAAGCUGAAGGAAGAGACCAAAGCUGCCGCCCAGUUGGAACUGGAGAGACGCAAACGAGUUGCCGAAAAAAGAAAAGAGGUCAUUGAUGAGUCUGAUGAGAAACCAAAGGAGAGUUCAAAGGUCACUUCCUGCACUCUAGAAUAUGAUAAGAAAAAGGAGGAAGUGAUGCUGGAGGUUGAUAAGUCCAUUGCCCAGAAUCUGAAACCUCAUCAAGUUAAAGGCAUUCAGUUUCUGUGGGACUCCACAUUUGAAAGCCUGCAGAAGGUAGAUGAGCCUGGAGGAGGGUGUAUCUUGGCUCACUGCAUGGGUCUCGGUAAGACUCUUCAGGUUAUAGCAUAUAUUCACUCUGUGAUGACAUCGGAGGACGUAGGAACUAAACACUGCCUUGUGGUGGCGCCACUCAACACCAUACUUAACUGGGUGGCAGAAUUUGAAAAGUGGCUGGGUGAAGAUAGUGAAAUUCCAGUGUAUGAAAUGUCAUCUAUCAAGGAUAAUUGGGGAAGAGCUGAUAGUCUACGAUUUUGGCACAACAACGGCGGUGUGAUGGUGAUGGGUUACACAAUGUACCGAAAUCUCUCCACUGGUGCUCGUAUACGCAAAAAAUCGCAGAAGAAAACCUUCUACGAGGCGCUUAUUGACCCAGGCCCAGACAUUGUGGUGUGUGAUGAGGGACACAUGUUGAAGAAUGCACAGACAGCUAUUUCAAAGGCCCUUAACCAAAUCAAGACCCGUAGACGUAUCUGCCUUACCGGAACGCCACUUCAAAAUAACCUCGUAGAAUAUCACUGUAUGGUUGACUUUGUAAAGCCUAGCUUACUCGGAACCAAGAAGGAAUUUUGCAAUCGAUUUGUGAAUCCAAUAACCAAUGGACAGAGCUCAGACGCCAGCAGACAUGAUGUUCGUGUUAUGAAGAGACGUGCGCAUGUCCUCCAUGACAUGCUGUCUGGCUGUGUGCAGCGGAGAGAUUAUUCAGCCCUCACAAACUAUCUACCACCAAAAUACGAGUACGUCAUAUCUGUGAGAUUAUCUAAAAUUCAGAUCGAGUUGUACGAGAAGUACCUCAGUACUUAUGCUCGUGUAGAUGGUGGAGAGAGUCUACAGCGCAAAGGGAUGGGCUUAUUUGCUGAUUACCAAGCCUUGAUGAGGAUAUGGACUCACCCAUGGGUCCUCAGGUUGUCUUCCAUCAGGGAUAUUAAAAGGGCUCGGUAUGAUGACGAAAUGUCCGACUUCAUAACAUCUGGUGAGGAGAUGAUGAGCGACGACAGCCUGGUUGAGUUCAUCGAUGACAAGCCACACGGCAAAAAGAAGAAAGAGUGGAGAGGAAGCGCAAGCAGUGAUAGUGAGGAUGAAUUGAUGUCUAAAGCCAAACAGAAAACCAGUGGUAAAAAAUCAGACGAUGAAAAGUCUGACAGUAGUGUUGAAGUCGUCAACUCUUGGAAAACAAGGAGUCGCACUAGAAACUCAAGACUAGGUGAUGAAGAACCAUUAGAAGAGAUCAUACCUGAUCCUGGUAUUCCAGGGGAUGAUGAGUGGUAUAGUAAUUUGGUGCCGGAAGAGAGUAAAAACAACCUGGAAAUGAGUGGCAAACUCCUGCUGCUAAUGGAAGUGCUCAAACUAGCUGAUAUGGUUGGUGAUAAAGUCCUGGUAUUUAGCCAAAGUUUGUUGUCACUUGAUCUGAUUGAGGACUUCCUGACAUACAUUGAUGAGAAGUCACAAGAAGAUGGAAACCCUCUUAAUGAAAUUGCAGGAACAGGGUCAUGGGUCAAAGGAACAGAUUAUUUCCGAAUGGAUGGUUCAACCCCAGCUCACAUGCGCAAACGAUGGGCUGAAAUAUUCAAUGAUAUUGACGACCUAAGGUCUCGUCUGUUCUUAAUCUCAACUCGUGCUGGCUCUCUCGGAACGAACUUGGUAGCGGCAAACCGAGUGAUUUUAUUUGACGCAUCUUGGAAUCCUAGCCAUGAUAUACAGUCCAUCUUCCGAGUUUACCGUUUUGGCCAAACCAAAGCUGUGUACAUUUACCGUUUUGUGGCACAGGGUACAAUGGAAGAGAAAAUAUAUGAAAGACAGGUUACAAAGCAGUCUUUAUCACAACGUGUCGUUGAUGAACACCAGAUUGAACGACAUUUUUCAGCAAGGGAUUUGUCUGAGCUUUACAAUUUUACUCCAGAUCGCCUCGAUGAUCCCAAUUGUCCUGAGAGACCAACACCAGCACUUCCAAAAGAUUUCAUUCUUGCUGAGUUGCUGAAACAUCAGAAAGACUGGAUAGUCAAAUAUCACGAACACGAUUCCCUUCUGGAGAACAAAAUUGCAGAAGAACUAACAGAGGACGAGAGAAAAGAGGCAUGGGCCGAUUAUGAAGCAGAGAAGGAAGGUCGUGUGUAUGGAAUGCAAAUGCAGCAGAUGCAGCAGAUGCAGCCAGGCAUGUCAGCAAACAACAUGCAAUUUAUGCAACAAUUUGGUCAUUUGUAUCAACAAGGGCGCGAUACACUGAUGACGGGUCAAAGAAUGUUGAACCCAAUGCUGAUGCAACAGUAUUCUCGAUCUGCUCAGCAGAAUAUGUACAACAUGCCGAAUGUGCAGCAACUUACCCAGCAGAAUCUUGCUGUCCAACGUAACAUUUUAGCGAUGCAGCAAGCCAUUGCUGAGCGCAACCGCAUCGCCCAAGCCACUCCCCGCACAGCCCAGCAAGCUCAAAGCCAGUCCGGCAUGAAUAUGAGCGUCCAGGAGAUGUUGAAGAGGAUGAGAACACUUGCCCCUCCUACUGGUGGCCCCACUUUAGUGGACAUCACUGGUGACUCACCCCCUUAUAAUAGUAAAGACCCAUCCUCCAGUAUGUAAAUGAAAACAUUGUCACAUGUAAACUGAAUAUUGUACUUAUAAGAACAAACAAUACGAUACAAUUAAUUUUCCCAAUUAUGGUAAACAAUAUGUUUCUAACCUUUCUUUACUCUUCCAACAUUUUUAUAAUAAUGAAUAAAAGUUAACCAACAGGAAAUAACAUAGGCAUACAUGGCAUACAUAUUACUUACAAAACCCAUUUCUGGUGAAAUAUAUAAAUGGCAGACAUUUUCGUUUUAUUUGAAACAUAAUUUGUAAAACCAUUUCUAGCAAUAUAUUUAACCCCAGUAGUGGGUUAUAUUUGCAAAAUUAGUUGUAAAAACAUAGAUUAGCCCACUUUGUUGAAAUUAGCAAUGUAUAAAACAGCAAAUAAAUAUCAAUGUCAAUGUCCUUGUUGAAAUAUCCCAUAUUUAAGCCCAGCAUGAUGUUUCUUCAAGGGGAUGGAAUUACAGUAUAUGUCUGGAAUGGUUAUAAAGUAGAUGUUUCUUAAAAUAUUUCCUCAAUGGCACGUAAUUUCCUGAUUGCUUGACGUUGCUAGGAAUUCGUACGUACAUCUGAUAAAAUAAUUAUAAGUCGAUAUAUUUAUAAUAUUGUUUGUUAAAAUUAGAUUGUUAUUGGCAGUGAUAAAUGUUAAACAGUGUGUCAUUGCAAAAUGUCAUGGCUUGCAGUCAGGUGGUACUUUAAAAUCAAAAUUAAUUUUAAAUAAAUUCAACAUAAUGUUAUUAAGUGUAGAGUGUAUGUUAUGGUUUGUUAAUAUCGGUCAUUGACUGUCCAUGGUAUUGAGUUUAGAAAUGCAGUUGCAUCCUAUGUGAAAUUCUAUACAGUUGUGUGCUCAUAUUGUCAUAGCUAUAUUGAGACAUAUUAUAAUGCUUUUUGAAAUGUAAAUAUCCUACCUCUUCAUCCUGUGAUUGUCUUUAAUAAGAGGCCUUAUAUGUGUCUUGGUGAUCCCACUCUGAAUACACUCUAUCACAUUGAGGACAGUUGCACAGCAGCCUGCUUGUAAGUGGCCUUAUAUAAAUAUAAAUGAAUAACAUUUAACCUUUAUAUGUCGAGCUGAUCCAACUCUGAAUACACUCACUUUAGGGACAGUUAUACAGCCGCCUGCUUAUAAGCGAUUCAAACAGACAAUAUUCUGUAAUUGCUAUGCUGUAGUUAUUACCAAUCUGAAAUGCUGACAACCCAUUUUUUAAUGUUCUAGUAUUGUAUUAACAUUUUUUAUUAGUCAUUUCAUUAUUUAUAUUAGAAAUAUCAUUGUUGCUAUUUGUUAUUUUCUUGAUUAAUUGUUGUUAUUGUUAUUUUCAUUAAUAUUUAUUUUUUAGUAGUUAUUUUUAUUAUAAUUGUUAUUUUUAUUAUUUUUAUGUACUGUAUUAAUUUUUCUGAAUUAUUUUUUUAACUCCUAGACACCUUGAAAUUGUUUUAGACUGUUUAUACAACAAUUAAGAUAAAAAAUACUUGCAUUUAAGUGUAAGAAGCCUAAUGCAUUCUUAUUAGUUACAUGGUGGAAAUUUAUGUAACAUAAAUGAAUAUGUGAAUGCACAGCGCCUUUAGUUUUUGACUUAAGGUUUUUAUGUUGGUGCUACGUUAAUCUCGAAAUUUUAUUUCUGUUCUGAGCCUAUAAGACAUGUAAUAAUAAUGUUGGCCAACUCAGCGUUGUACGACGACGUAGCCCGACGCGACCUAUGUAAGUAAACGCUGACGCUUCUGGAUAGUUGCAUCGUAGAAUAUUAAACAUGUUUAAUAUUUUAUUCUCAUGAAAAGUUAAAGACUGCUCCCUACGAUAAUCCGCGUUGGAUUGCGUCAUACGACCCUGUCUAUGUUGGCCUUAAUACAUGCAUGUUUUUGUCAAGCUACAAACGUGCAUUAAACCUUUGGAGUUUAUUUAAAGUAAAUUAGUUAGUGCAUAUUGUUAUUUUUAAAGUAAGUAAGUUAUUGCAUCAUCAGAAAACCAUGUUCUAAAGUUCUGUUUUAUAAUAUUUUUGUUUAAAAUAGGUUUUUAGAAGUGAAAACUUGUACAAAUCUCCUCCCUCCAACUCAGAAUGAUCAACAAAUAUUAAUUAGAGAAGUAGACACUAUUUAUUUCUAGGUUUAAUGUUUGUAUGAAAGUAUUUUAUAGACAUUGUUGAUGUCAACUAUAAGGAUAAGUUGUCGCAUAGUACAAGCAAGCAUCAAGCAUAGUACAAGCUGAGGUGUCAUAAAUUAAUACAGUAUAAAAAACUGAAUAAAUAUAGUCGUGAUGACAUCACAUAAUGACCAUAUAUAUAGGCACAUCAUGGCUAUAUAUGGGAAUAUAACAUUUAUUAUGCAUAGUUAAUGAGUUAACAUCACAUCAUGACUAUAUUAUAUAGGCAUAUCAUGAUUCUAUUUGGGAAUAUAACAGUUAGUAUGCAUAGUUAAUGAGUUUAGCCCCUGAAACGCCAGUUAAACAAUUUAAAGCAUGCUGAUUAACAAAAUUAAAAAGUAAGCGAUUGUUUUCAAGUGACAUUAGUCGAUUAUUUUCUAUUUGUAAAUAGAAAAAAAAAAAACUAUUAAAGAUGCAGUUUGGAGCCCCCACAGAUAAAAGGAAGUUGUGUGGACAUAGUAAGCCUAAUAGCUUCUAAAAACAAAGGAAAUUGCGAUGGGGUGUAGAAUUCAUUGGAGUGACACCACAGGAAGAAUAUAAUAACAGCAUUGACCUGGAGAAAAUGUAAUGGUAAUAUUGUUUUCUGUGAGAUUUUCAAUUACAGUCUGCAUCACAAUGUCUUUCACACACACACACACACACACCCACCCACACACACACACACACAUCCGUUGGUCUGACAUGACCAAACAAAACAAACAACCAUGUUUUGUGAGGAAGAAACUACGAAGUUAUUGUAUUUGAGUUUGAAAUAUUUACAAAUUGUUCAGAAAAAUGCUUCCAUAUGUAAUGUGACGUCAUAGUUUGUUUCUAUACUGUUUGUAGAGUUUAAAGUUAACCGAUAGGAUAUCAGGUGAAGAUGUUUAUUCAACAAUCUUUAGCCUUUUGUGCAAAAUAUAUAUCGACUUAUUUCAAUAUAUGUGCUUUGUAGUUGACAAUUUGUGUAAAUACGUAUCCUAUUCGCAAUAAGUUUAUGGAUGAUAGAUAAGGAUGUACGUCUAUUUAAACGCCAAAUAGUGAGUUGCUUUUACCAUGAGAUGUAAGGUUAAUUUGAUGUAGAAUUUGAUGGGUGUAAACUCUCAAAAUUCCACAGUUUAUAUGUUUGAGACUUUCAUAUACUUGGAUGAACUUUCCGAACAUCCAAUUUUGAAGGUGCAAAUCUUGUGGAACUUCCAGGGUUGGAUGGUUAAACGCUGCCAAACUUCCAGGCUUGGAUAUUUCCAAAGUUCGUGAACUUCCAAACUUGGAUCGUUCCACACUGUCAAACUUCAAAUUUGGAUUGUUCUAAUUGUGUUCAAAACUUUCAGGCUUAAAUUUUGGUGCUAGUAUUAUUAUUUUAUCAACAUCUUGGGGUAUUGUAGCAUUUCACAAUACGGUUGGAGGAGUAUUAUAGAAUUUUAACCUCUUUAGUUGUAUUUUACCAUGUUGAAGGUCUAGACAAUUAUGUAAUGGUCUGGUAAGACAGCAUUAUGAAUUUUGAGUUCGUAUUUAAAGUGUACUGUAGUUGUUUGUAAAUGCUCUAUCAUCAUUAUUCUUCUAUGUGAUCUUAUAGGCUGUGUUUUGCUACAAAGCUUUAGAAAUUACCCCUUAAAAUCUAUCUAUUGUGGAAGAGUGGGUUUAUUGGAAAUAUUUAUAUUCGUUUCAAGGAUUUGAUAAGGCUACAUCUUGUUUAUAUGUUGCGACUGAUGAGUGUUGUAAAGUCAAUUUGGGAAAAUCUGAGCCAUUUGUGUGCGAGUGUGUCACCGAUGGACCUUUCCACUAAGCCCCGCCCCUUCGAUAUUGUUGCUAAGGUCCUACAAAUCGACACGUGCGUGUUCUUGUUAGACGCGCAUAUUCCUGACCCUUUUCUGAUUGGUCAGUUUGAUUGACCCUCUGGAAAGGUCCACUAGACUAGACUUUGCAUGUAUGACAACAGUGUCUUUUUUUUCUAUCGUUCCUUUAUUUAAACCUAUUUUUAUUGUGUAUGUAGUGUUCGCCUAUAGCAGUAUUCUGCAACAUUUAUUAAAGUUCGUAUGCUUAACUUG
Molecule: messenger RNA, 9934 nt
Organism: Anneissia japonica
Lineage: Eukaryota; Metazoa; Echinodermata; Crinoidea; Comatulida; Comatulidae
Product: transcriptional regulator ATRX-like
Cellular component (GO): nucleus
Molecular function (GO): ATP-dependent chromatin remodeler activity; ATP binding; ATP hydrolysis activity
Source: RefSeq, a predicted model, not a curated record